Messenger RNA from Paramecium sonneborni, 1651 nucleotides. Lineage: Eukaryota; Ciliophora; Oligohymenophorea; Peniculida; Parameciidae. The record is from the annotation of a GenBank genome assembly.
AUGCAAUUGUAAUAAUUUAUUGUAAAAGACGAAUUUUAAAAGAAAGUAUUUUUUUUAAGGUAUUUCUUAGGUCAUAGAAUCACUUUCUCAUGAACUUAAAACACCUUUAAAUAGUUCAAUAAACUUUAUUAAAUCUGCAAUAGCCAAUGAGUAAUUACCAUUAUCUAUUAAAGAAUAAUGUUUGGAACCUGCAUCAAUUGCAUUACAAUUGUAAUCGUAUAUAAUCAAUGAUGUAAUAGACUUUUCAUAAUUUUACAAUAAUAGUUUGGAUGUUUGUGUAAAAGAAUUUGAAAUAAAAGAUGUAAUAAGUGAAAUUACAAGCAUUUUCAAUUUAUAGUUUUAGGAAAAAGGAUUGAAUUUUGUAAUCGAUUUAACUAAGAAUACUUCAACCCGUAUGUCAACUGAUUAUAAUAGACUUAUGUAAAUUUUGGUAAAUGUAAUUUAAAAUUCAUUAAAAUACACAUAUAAAGGUGGGGCAAUUUUAAAAAUAAAAAAUUUGGUAGAUGAUGUAAUUUAGUUUUCUGUUUCAGAUACUGGAAUUGGUAUUAAAUCAGAUAUGAUUAAAAAGUUAAACACUUAUGUGAAUUAAGUUGAAAAUUUAAAACAUAUUUCAAAAUUAAAAUCAUGGAAUGGAAUUGGUUUACUUAUUUCAAGUAUUUUAUUACAUUAAUUGAAUCCUUAAUUAUAAGAAACUUUUUCAAUAAAAUCUAAAUUAAAUAAAGGAACAAAAUUCAAAUUUAAAAUUAAAUAAAUUUUGAUUGAUGAACUCAAUAAUUUCACUGAUGACAUCUCAAAUAAAAAAUCUGUUAAAUUUCUUAGAAACUCAAAAAAGAACUAUCAUAAUAAUUUAGUUGGCACAGUUAUCUAUGGUAAUGAAAAUGCAUUAACUUCUUCGAAUCUUGGAUUAAAUGGUAAGUAAAUAACUUCAUUGAAUAGGAUGUUAAAAGCAAGUACUGAUUAUGAUUAAUAAUCUAUUGAAUCUGAGAACAAAUAAUAGAAUUUAUCUGAACAAUAUAUUUUAUUGGAAAAUUAAUAACACAAUUUUAUCUUAAAUAUAAAAAAUGAAAAGCAAUUGAGUGGAUCUUUAGAAUAGCAAUCUAUUAAAUCAUCAUCGAUGAAGUAAUAAAUAUUUUUCAAUAUUAGAUCAAGAAUUUUAAGUUAUACUUAGUUAAAAAUGAUGGAAAGAUAAAGUAAUGAUUCUGCAUUACAAAACUUUAAGAACAAAUUAUGUUGUAAAUGUAGAAGGAUUAUGUCUGUUGAUGAUGAAAUUUUUAAUUAAAAUUCAAUAAAAUUAUUAAUAGAGAGAUUUGGUUUUGAAGUGAUAAUUGUAAAUUUAGAUUUCUUAUAUAAGGUAUAUAAUGGUUUUGAGGCAAUUUAAAAAAUAUAGUAAUUAUAAAAAUGUUCAUAAGAAUGCGAACUUUUGAAUUUCAUUUUAAUGGAUUAUUCUAUGCCAAUAAUGGAUGGUAUUGAAUGUACAAUUUAAUUAAAGAGAAUGAUGAAAGAAAAAAUAAUUCCAAAUAUAAAUAUUAUAGGAUUAACUGCAUUUACUAGUAAAUUAGAGAUUGAAAGUUGUCUAAAUGCUGGAAUGCUUGAGGUACUUUUCAAACCUUUAAAGCUCAAUGACUUUUGUGAGCUACUAACAUUAUUAUGA